Molecule: messenger RNA, 1633 nt
Organism: Zerene cesonia (dogface butterfly)
Lineage: Eukaryota; Metazoa; Arthropoda; Insecta; Lepidoptera; Pieridae
Exons: 8
Coding region: 111-1244 (377 amino acids)
Source: RefSeq, a predicted model, not a curated record
CGAAACAGAACUGUCAUGUGCGGUGUGUUAUGUGUGUUUUUUCCUUGCAAAUAAUUUCGAAUUUUUAUCGAAUUUCCUUCGACAUAGGAUAAGCAAUCGUCGAUGUGACCAUGGCGAUUUGCUUACGCACAUUUUCACACAAAAUAUUGCCCAUAAAUGGCAUUGUUACGACAAAAAAUCAUUCCAACCGUUUAUCCCGGAAAAUUCCUAUUCGGACGCAAUUUCUGGAAGAUUUUCUUAAACGACGUAUAUCGAGCUGCCAGCUUGCACCUAAAAGUACAGUAGAUUAUAAUAUAGACGAUAUUUAUUUUCAAGAAGUAGCUGUCUCUAAUAGUUUGAAUAAACAAAAUGAAAUUCUGAAACUAACCUUUAUCGAGACAGCAGAUGGGGUUAAAGUUGACGAACUCGGUUUUAAGUCUGUGAAGAUUAGGGGUGACGAUUAUGUAGAACCAAAAAGGUUGCCAACAUGUUUGAAACGGCUGCCUGCAAUAAAUAUGAACUGUAUUGAUUUUACAAAAUAUUCUGGAGAGGACUUAGAACCAACUUGUCUAUCAGAUUUUGAAAGGAAUGCAGUAGCAUUUUGCCAAGGACCUGUAUCACCAGCUCCAGCUAAUCAAAAUUUAAGUGAAGAGGGUAAACCCAGUGAGGAACAAUUGAUGAAAGUCUUUCAUGUACUGUCUGCAAAUAUGCCAGAAUUGUUCUUCAAAACACUGGAUUACACUAUUUAUCAUCCAAAUUUAGUAUUUGUUAACAAUAUUAGGGGAAUGACAACCGUAGGAUUAAUUCAUUAUGUUAAGCAAGUCGCACUACUACGCACAGUGGGUCACAUCAAGUUUGCCUAUGUCAAGUUUGAAGUUUUAAAAAUCACUGCCCAUCCGGAGGAUUCCACUAUCAAAAUGAGAUGGCGCAUUAGCGGUAUUUCCGGUCUGAAAGUGUUCUUCAUGUUCUGGAAAUACAAGCUGUGGAAUCUGAAAGAAGCAUUCCGCGAUCAAGAAAUGUGGUAUGACGGAUUCUCAACAUUCUAUGUUGGUUCAGAUGGUCUCAUCUACAAGCAUGUUGCUGAUAAAGUAAUGCCAGACCAGGAUACGAUUAUAGACGAUGAGGAAAAGGCGCCAAUUGCCGCCAAACUAGCGCUUCUAGUUGGCCUCAUCCCACGCAAUUAUUUAUCAGAUGUAACGCCCUACUUCACGACCUCAUCUGGCACCACAGAUCAAACAAUUUUGCCCUUUAAAGUCCUAGAAUAGACAAUCAAUUAUUUUUUUAAGGCCUUAUAUUCAUUGGGUAACAUUUGUCAAUUCAAAGUUACUACUUGUGUAGAUUUUUUAGUUAGUUUUCGUUAAUUAAAAUAAGGUUCACAAAAUAUCGGUUAUAUUUAAAUAAUUUGCAAAUGUUGCCUAAUGUGUAUGUGGCUUUAAAUUAUGAAUUUUUAAUUUAUUUUUUGUUUUAUUAUUGGCCAUGUCAGUACAGUAUUUGCUCGCUACAAAUUAUUUUAAUAAUUAAAGCUAAUUUAUGCAAUUUAUAGGGCAAAUUAUGCUUCUCAGUGUGUCAGGUUGUAUAUUAUCUAGUUAAUUAUUGUGAACGCCUUAUUGUUUAUAUACACGUUAUCUAAUGUAAUAAAUAAUGAUACUAUUAA